Nerophis lumbriciformis (worm pipefish) is the source of this 735-nucleotide messenger RNA. NCBI's taxonomy places the organism in Eukaryota, Metazoa, Chordata, Actinopteri, Syngnathiformes, Syngnathidae. The record is from RefSeq and is a predicted model, not a curated record.
AUGCGUGCCCCUCUGCGUUGGGUGCUGUGGGACGUGAAAGACACCCUGCUGAGGGUACGUUCCUCAGUGGGCGAGCAGUAUUGCGAUGAGGCCAAACGAAUGGGUCUGAGCCUCAAACCUGCCGAGGUGGACGCCGCUUUCCGUCAGGCGUAUCGACAUCAUUCUAGACGAUUCCCAAACUAUGGCAUCUCUCAAGGACUGGACGGACAGUCAUGGUGGACGGAGGUGGUGAAAGCCACCUUCUCUCAGUGCAGAGUGCGUGACCCUGUCCUGCUCAAUGAAAUGGCCCUAAACCUGUACAAGAACUUCUGCAAUGCUGAUAAUUGGGAGGUAUUUCCAGACACAAAGUCAGCUCUAGAAAAAGUCUCCUCACUAGGACUGAAAAUGGGAGUGGUUUCCAACUUCGACAACCGCCUAGAAGCCAUCUUACGCGGUUGCGGGCUGCUCUCUCACUUCAACUUUCUGCUAACAUCAGAAGCAGCAGGUGUCGAGAAGCCCCAUGUGGCCAUCUUUGAUCAGGCGCGGCGAAAGUGCGACGUGCUCCCUACCAGCAUCGUCCAUGUCGGGGACCAUUACACAAACGAUUACCUAGCAUCUCGCUCGGCCGGAAUCCAUGGGUUCCUUUUAGACCGGACAAAUAACUCUAACCAGCAUAAUAUUCCUAAAGAGCAUCUACUCUCGUCGUUAGAUGAUCUCCCAGCACGUCUUCAGCAGCACAUGGAAAAAUGCUCCUGA